Saccostrea cuccullata (small rock oyster) is the source of this 918-nucleotide messenger RNA. RefSeq lists its product as uncharacterized. The transcript has 4 exons. NCBI's taxonomy places the organism in Eukaryota, Metazoa, Mollusca, Bivalvia, Ostreida, Ostreidae. The coding region runs from base 10 to 882 and encodes 290 amino acids. The record is from RefSeq and is a predicted model, not a curated record.
UCUGAGGACAUGGUCACGACUUUGGUGUUAUCUCUUUUGGUGGGAUCCUUACUGCAGCCUAUUCAUACAGCCCCCGUUUUCAGUCAUGGACUCAACGUUGGAGAUAUCAGUGACCACCGAGUAACAGAGGCCUCUGGUCUGGCGUCCAGCAGGAUUCACGCCAGUGUCCUAUACACACAUAAUGACAAAGGGGACUCGUCUAGAAUAUUCGCUGUGGACGCAGACUCCGGACGCGUCCUCGCUGAGCUGAACAUUAAUCACGCCAGGAAUUAUGACUGGGAGGAUAUCGCCGUGGGGGUCUGUCCUAAUGCACCCACAAAAUCCUGUAUAUACAUAGGUGAUACUGGGGACCACGCAGGGGACGGAAGUGUGAAGAACAUUUACGUAGUAGAGGAACCCCUGUUACUAACGGACGGAGAUCUUAACCCUAUGGUUACCCUCCAUUACGAUUGGAAUGUUCUCGAUACCGAAACAGUAAUGGUCGAUCCAAAUGGAAAUGUGAUUCUUAUAUCAAAGGUUCAUGGUGGUGUCGGGCAGAUCGGGAUGAUUCCUUCCUCGGCUUUUCUUAGCAGUUCUACUUACCAGAUAACUAACACAAGUACCCUUAAUAUUCCCCCCACAACUCACAACGACCCUGUGGGUGGAGACAUAUCCCCCAACGGCCGCGAGGUGCUCCUUAGAACCCACGAUACAAUAUAUUACUGGAGAGUGGACAACAUGGACUAUCUGACGGCUCUCAGUACCAUUAGCCCCGUGGUUGUGUCCCACGUCAAAGAACAUAAGGGUGAGGCCGUGGCAUGGGACUCCCUUGGGAACGGUUACUUCACGUGCAGUGAGGGACAUAAUCAACCGAUUUACUACUUCAGGCGAAAUUCUCUCUAGAUAUACAUUAAAACACAGCGAAUUGUAUUUUUCAUG